Molecule: messenger RNA, 930 nt
Organism: Nicotiana attenuata
Lineage: Eukaryota; Viridiplantae; Streptophyta; Magnoliopsida; Solanales; Solanaceae
Product: probable E3 ubiquitin-protein ligase RNF217
Exons: 2
Coding region: 88-825 (245 amino acids)
Biological process (GO): positive regulation of proteasomal ubiquitin-dependent protein catabolic process; protein polyubiquitination; ubiquitin-dependent protein catabolic process
Cellular component (GO): ubiquitin ligase complex; cytoplasm
Molecular function (GO): zinc ion binding; ubiquitin conjugating enzyme binding; ubiquitin protein ligase activity
Source: RefSeq, a predicted model, not a curated record
AGUCUCAAAAGCCUGAAAUUGACCUCAUUUGCUUCAAAGUUCAAAGUAACAAAAAAUCAAACACUUCGCACGCACUGACUAGUGACCAUGGGAAACACACUGCAAAAACUCGGCCAAAAUCAUUCAGAACAAAACCAAGAACACGAAUUGCAAGUGACAGAAUUACCAGGUGAACCUCAAAAUUUCACCUGCGAAAUUUGUAUCGAGCCUAUGUUGUUACCCAACAAAAAAUUCAAGAACCAAAAUCUAUGUGUUCAUCCAUUCUGUACCGACUGUAUCAUUAAGUAUAUCACAGUCAAGCUAGAUGACAACAUAGGAGACAUUCCAUGUCCUUCUCUAAACUGUAAGAACUUUUUGGACCCAAUCUCUUGUCGGAAUCUUGUGGGUCCAGAGCUAUUUGUUAAAUGGUGUGACGUGUUUUAUGAGUCGGCUGUUUUAGGGUUGGCGCAUUGUUACUGUCCGAAUCAGAAUUGUUCUGUUUUGAUUUUGGAUGAGUGUGGUGGGAAUGCUAAGCGGUCAAAGUGCCCAAAUUGCAAAAGCUUAUUUUGUUUUCAGUGCAAGCUUCCAUGGCACGCUGGGUUACGCUGUGGGGAACUGAGGGAUGAAAACGACGUCGCGUUUCGUGUGCUUGCUAAGCGUAAAAAGUGGAAGAGGUGUCCUAAGUGUCGCCACUUUGUUGAACUCGUUGACGGUUGCAAAUCUGUCCGCUGCAGGUGUGGUGCCAAAUUCUGCUACAAGUGCGGAGGACGAGUUUAUGGUCGGGACUGGUGUGCCCUCCUUAUUUGGGACUAUUGUUGUCCUUGUAGUAGAUCGUCUAAAAACUAGAUUUGCGUACAAACAUUUAUUUCUAUUAUUUUGAGGUUCAGUUAGAAAUAUUAGAAUAUUAGAGUACACUUGAGGUAGAGGAAACUGCAUAAACAAGAAAACAUA